GUAUGCCCCCCCAAAUAUCUCGCCUACGUCCCCUCCCCACCCCUCGGCCUCAUCUAUAAAACUCCACCCGCUCCCUCCCUCCAACAAAGAAGGAAAGAAAGAAGGAGGAUUCACUGCGCCUGCGCCACACACACCCCUCGACACCGAAGGUUUGGUUGGAUCGUCGUGCUCCAUGGGGCUUCUUGACCAGCUGUGGGACGACACGGUGGCCGGGCCGCGGCCGGACCACGGCCUCGGCAGGCUCCGCAAGUACGCGUCCUUCUCCCCGUCCUCCGCCGCCUCCGCGACGACCGCUGCCGUGCCGUCGGCCGACGUGGCGGCGCCGGCGGUGACGCGGAGCAUCACCAUCCUCCGCCCGCCGGCUCUGUCCGUGACGUCGCCGCGCAGCGAGUCCGGCUCCGGCUCCGCGCCCUCGUCCCCGGCCAGCGUCCCCGACUCCCCCUUCGGCACAGCAACGACACCCAGGGGAGAGAGUGGUUGGAGUAAGCUGCGGCGCAAAGGCAGGAUGGCCGCCGACGGCAUGGAGGCCAGCCCCGGCACCCCCAGGAGCCCCACCGUGUACGACUGGGUGGUGAUUAGUUCGCUCGACCGCUAACUGUAGAACAAGAAGAAGCAGAUCCACCAAGACGGAGAGGUGCACGAGCACAAGGAGAGUAGCUGGAAACCAUGACCGGAAGAUGGAACCAUGUCCCAGUAUAUGUUACUGUAUUAGUUAUGUACUACUACUACUACUUCCGUUGUAAACAUCCACUCCACGUGAGAUGGUGCGAGUUUUCGUAGCAAAGGAUGUGCUAGAUGGAUCCGACAUCCGAGUGGUAGCUCAAGGAAAACUUGGUAGUAGGCAACCGGCGACGUGCAACGACCUGAGGCGAAUGAGACCGAUGUGAAGUGUGUGUGUGUGUUUGUAAAUCCUACCAGUAGAUGCACUAGAUCAGAGGAGAUGUUGAGCUCUAGCUGCUCUGUACAAAGGCCCGCGGGCAGCAUGUGCUAAUGCAUGCAGUGUAAAAUAUGUGUGCAAUAAUGCAUGGCUAAGUGAACCUCCA
Triticum aestivum (bread wheat) is the source of this 1043-nucleotide messenger RNA. Its product is annotated as dormancy-associated protein homolog 3. NCBI's taxonomy places the organism in Eukaryota, Viridiplantae, Streptophyta, Magnoliopsida, Poales, Poaceae. The coding region runs from base 173 to 595 and encodes 140 amino acids. The record is from RefSeq and is a predicted model, not a curated record. The transcript is spliced from 4 exons.